AUGUUGGCCAAAUGUGAAUCGUCUGUGUUGGCCAAAUGUGAAUCGUCUGUGUUUGCCAAAUGGGAAUCGUCUGUGGUGACCAAAUGGGAAUCGUCUGUGGUGACCAAAUGGGAAUCGUCUGUGGUGACCAAAUGGGAAUCGUCUGUGGUGGCCAAAUGGGAAUCGUCUGUGGUGGCCAAAUGGGAAUCGUCGGUGGUGGCCAAAUGGGAAUCGUCUGUGGUGGCCAAAUGGGAAUCGUCUGUGGUGGCCAAAUGGGAAUCGUCUGUGGUGGCCAAAUGGGAAUCAGGGUCCCUGGAUCGAUCCAAGGUUGAGGCAAGGAGAGGGACAGAAGCAACACUGUUACAAAUGUUUGGGAAACAUUUGGUUCGAACAUCCAGCUGUGACUGUGGCUGUGUGGCUUCGUGGCUUCGUGGCUGUGUGGCUGUGUGGCUGUGUGGCUUCGUGGCUUCGUGGCUUCGUGGCUUCGUGGCUUCGUGGCUGUGUGGCUGUGUGGCUGUGUGGCUGUGUGGCUGUGUGGCUUCGUGGCUUCGUGGCUUCGUGGCUUCGUGGCUUCGUGGCUUCGUGGCUUCGUGGCUGUGUGGCUUCGUGGCUUCGUGGCUUCGUGGCUGUGUGGCUGUGUGGCAUCAUUCUCCUCGCAUCACCACCCUGCUGGAGACAGAGUCAUGUCAUGUCAUGUCAUCUCCUCGCAUCACAACCCUGCUGGAGACCUUGGACAUCCUGUUGGAUCACAACGCCACGUUCAUCUGUGAAGUUGACUCCCGACCGCCAGCUGAUGUCACGUGGACACGGAACAACCACCCAAUCCCAUACUAUGACUCCCGCUACACGACCAGGGAGAAUGGCCAGAUGCUAUUGAUCCCCAACGUCAGAGAGUCUGAUAACGGGGAGUACUGCUGUGUUGCUAACAACGGUAUCGGAGAGCCGGCCAAGAGCUGCGGAGCCCUGCAGCUCAAAAUGAAGCCGCAGAUAAAAAGACACCCCACCAACAUGACGCUACUGAUUGAGUCCAAGGCCGUGUUGCCCUGUGUGACGCUAGGAAACCCCAAACCAGACAUCUCCUGGAUCAAAGAUGAUGCUCUUAUGACGGUGAGUGAUCGGAUCACGAUUCUGGAUUAUGGCGCUCUGAAGAUCCAUAACAUCAAGAAGGAAGAUGCGGGGCAGUACCGCUGUGUGGCCAAGAACAGCUUCGGGAUCGCCUUCUCCAAACCGGUCUCCAUAGAAGUACAGGCCCCAGCCCGGAUCCUCAGGGUCCCCAAGGAUAAGAGAGUGACCUUUGGUAGCGAGGUCUCUCUGGAGUGUAACGCCACUGGAAAUCCUAUCCCCGCCAUCACAUGGUUGGAGAACGGGAAUACCGUUCCGGGUGGCUCUGUGGAGGAGACGUUAGUAGGAGAGGUGAUUCUGUCUGUACUACACAUCACGGUGACUAAACCUGCCCGCUACACCUGUCUAGCCUCCAACAGACACAGCGCUGGGGCCAAGUCCGCCAAAUCUUCAGCCGGAGUCACUGUCCAAGAGUGGAGGCUGUAUAAAGGCAGUGCGGGUUAUUGUGGUGCGUACCGUGGUAACGUGUGUCGGAGCAUGUUAAGGAGCGAUGCCCUGGUCUUCUUUAACUCCUCCCUCAACGACCCCGAGGACACACAGGAGUUCAUGGCUCAGAGCGCCUGGGCCGAUCUCGACAGACUGGGCAUGCUCUGUAGCCCUGCCGCCCACUCCCUGCUCUGUCAUCUCUCCUUCCAGGACUGCAUCCCUUCUGGCCUGGGUCCUGCACCUAAACCAAUCUGCAGGGAGCACUGUCUGGCAGUGAAGGAGCUCUACUGUCAUAAGGAGUGGCCCCUGAUGGUAGGGAACUCCCAUAAAGGCCUGUACUCCUCUGGCUCCUCCGGCCUCUCUAUCCCCCUGCCUGACUGUAUGGCUCUGCCCUCACAACACACAACACCAGGAGCCUGCACACCCAUCCCCUUUGUCGAUAUAAAGAAAGAUCAAGUCACAACAACGUGUUACAAUGACAAAGGAAGGUUCUACCAAGGACCAGUCAACAUCACCAGCUCCGGUAUCCCCUGUCAGAGAUGGAGCCAACAGGGUCCCCACCUGCACCGUCUCAGUGUGGAUGUAUUAUCAGAGCUGAGGAACGCACAGAGCUCGUGCCGGAACCCGGGAGGAGAGAAUGAGAAGCCCUGGUGUUAUACAACCAACCCCAACAUCCGCUGGGAAUACUGCAACAUUCCCAAAUGUGGAGAAGUGGUAGUGAAGACGGAGUCAUCGUUCCCUCGCCAGAAUCCUCCCCUCCUCCCUCCCUCCGUCUCUCCGGCCUACUCUAUGAUCAUCAUCAUCUGUCUACUAGCAGCCUUCGCAGCCAUAGCCUUCCUCACCAUCAUCAUCAUCAUGUGCAAGAGGAGGAGGAAGACAUGGAAGAACCACAAGACAGUCAUGGAGACCCCCACCCUGACUGCCUUACCCUCUGAGAGUCUGCUGCUGGACCGACUCCACCCCAACCCCAUGUACCAGCGCCUGCCCCUACUGCUUAACUCCAAGCUGAUGGCUCUAGAGUACCCCAGGAACAACAUCGAGUACGUCAGGGACAUCGGAGAGGGGGCCUUCGGACGGGUCUUCCAGGCCAGGUGA
Molecule: messenger RNA, 2622 nt
Organism: Salvelinus namaycush (lake trout)
Lineage: Eukaryota; Metazoa; Chordata; Actinopteri; Salmoniformes; Salmonidae
Product: muscle, skeletal receptor tyrosine protein kinase-like
Exons: 17
Coding region: 1-2622 (873 amino acids)
Molecular function (GO): protein binding
Source: RefSeq, a predicted model, not a curated record